Molecule: messenger RNA, 2343 nt
Organism: Closterium sp. Naga37s-1
Lineage: Eukaryota; Viridiplantae; Streptophyta; Zygnematophyceae; Desmidiales; Closteriaceae
Source: the annotation of a GenBank genome assembly
CGGCGGCGGCGCUUUCUGUUGCGGCGGUUCGUGGCGGAGCUGUGGCCGCCGCCGCUGCUGCAUCCGCACAGCUACUACGUGAAGCUGUGGGUGAAGCUGCAGUUCGGCAUGAUGCUCGCCGCCUUCCUGCUCGACCCCUUCUUCCUCCUCGUCCUCUCCGUCUCCCAGGAGAACAUGUGUGUGUACACGAGGUGGACCUUCGCCUACUGUCUCGUCGGCAUUCGCACCUUCCUUGACUUCCUCACGCUCCUCAACAUACUCGUGCAUACGCGCAUGAUGUUCAACGCGACGCACGACCAUGUGAAGGACGGCACCAUACGCAACUCGAGUGGCGAGAAGGUGAAGCUGGGCGACCUCGUCGUGGACGGCCGCGCCAUCCUGCACAACUACCUCCGAACGCUCUUCCUCGCCGACCUCCUCGCCCUCAUCCCCCUCCCCCAGAUAAUAACGGUGGCGGUGCUGCCGCUCUCGCCGGACAUCAACGUGUCGCAGACGUGGCAGGUGGCGGUGCGCAUCAGCGUGCUGCUGCAGUUUGUGCCGCGCCUGGCGCGCAUGUACCCCAUGCUGUCGGGGCAGGGCAGCCACUCCGUGCUCUUUGAGACCGCCUGGGCGUCCUUCCUGCUCAACCUCGUCGCCUUCUUCAUGGGCUCCAACGUGGUGGGCACGCUCUGGUACCUCCUCACCAUGCAGCGCACCGCCACCUGCCUCGUCAACUCCUGCCUGCCCGACUCCUCGCCGCCCUGCAACCAGGCCUUCCUCAGCUGCACUGGGGAGGGUACGCCGGGGUACAGCGAGUGGCUGGCGGGCAGCAGCGGCAUGUACGACACGUGUCUGAGCAGCAGCGGCAUCAGCAGCGACUUCUACGGCAUGUACACCACGGGUGUGCGCGUGGUGCAGCUCGGCUCCUUCUUCUCCACCUGGCUCUACUCCCUCAUGUGGGGCUUCCAGCAAAUCAGUACACUAGCGGGCAAUCUGGUGCCGACCACGGAGGUGGGCGAGGUGGUCUUCAUGCUGCUCAUCGUCGCGCUCGGGCUCUUCCUCUUCGCCUUCCUCAUCGGCAACAUGCAGAACUUCCUGCAGUCCCUCAGCCGCAGGUCGUUUGAGCACCGGCUGCACCUGAGGGACUUGGAGCAGUGGAUGUCGCAGCGAGACAUUCCCCGCGAGCUACAGAGGCGGGUGCGGGACCUGGAGCGGUAUGUGUGGACGGUGAACCAGGGGGUCAACGAGGAGGAGGUCAUGACGUCACUCUCCGAGGACAUCCAAAGGGACGUGCGCCGCCACCUCUCCUACGAGCUCAUCACCCAGCACUGUGUGCUGCUGAAGGGCAUGCCGGAGCAGGUGCUGGACGCCAUCUGCGAGCGCCUGAAGCAGCGCCUGUACAUCGACGGCACGCUCGUGCUGCGCGAGGGCUCGCCCGUGUCGCGCAUGUUCUUCGUGCUGCGCGGCACGCUGCAGAGCUCCACCACCAACGGCGGGCGCACGGGGUUCUACGAGGAGGUGCUGCUGGGGAAGGGGCAGUUUGUGGGCGAGGAGCUGCUCGUCUACUUCAUUGAAAAGUACGCCGAGGUCUCCAAGAAACAAAGCUCCCGCCGCUCCCUCCGCCGCGAUGUGAAGGUGGGGUCGGCGGUGAUGCCGGAGAUGCUGCCCAAGUCCGAGCGCACCUUCUGCUGCAUCGGCCCCGUCGAGGGCUUCUCACUGGAGGCGGCCGACAUUGACUUCGUGUGCACGCAGUUCUUCACCGUCAUGCAGUCCGACCAAGUGCAGCACGCCCUCAACGAGUGCUCGUUGAACCGGCGCAUGCGGGCAGCCACCACCAUCCAGGUGUGGUACCGGUCGGUGCUGCGGCGGCGCCUCAAGCUGCCCAUCGACGUCAUGCGCCAGGCCAUCCGCACCAAGCGCAUCGGCAACCUUCUGCGCUCCCUGCGCUCCCAGGCCUCCAAUGAGGCCGGCUCUGGCACGCACCCAAAAGGGGGGGAUGGCUCCGUGGGACGCGGCUCGGGCAGCGAGCACGGGUCGGCGGAGCAUGGGCCUGGCAGGGGCAAGCAGGCGAGCCCAGACAAAAGGAGUGGCAGUGGCAAGGGGGGGCGGGUGGUGUUUGAGCCCAAGGAUAAGGAGAAGGGGAGUGCGAAACGGGGCAAGGUGUACCGUGCGCUGAGGUCGCUGGGAGGGGGAGGCAGGACAUCAGAGAGCCAUGGCAGCGAGGAGGAAGACGAGGAAGGUGAGAAGAAAGAAGGCACAACUGCAGAAGCAGGAGGUGACGAGAAAGGUGAGAAUCAAGUGGCCGAGGAAAAGGUUGGAGGUGGUGAUGCAAACAGCGUACAGGAAGAAGGCCCUCCCAAGUGA